CCUCGCUGUGAAGAUCAACGAGGUUGCUUGCUGAAUGGAAGGGUUUGCUGGUUUGUGAUUUUUCAAGAAGCCUUGCUGCAAUUCUAUGGGUGAAGUAUGAACUAGAUUUUGGAAGUAGCAGCGGAGAACUGGAUUUUGCUUCACACUGAUUGGUUUGUAUGAGGUAUUACAUUUUUAAGAUAUAUCUUGAAGUAGUUACUAAACAUAUUUUUUGUUUUUAUUCUCAUAAUUUGAUAAGCACAAAUGACUCCUAAACAUGUUUUAUGUUUCAGUGUUUACCACAAAAUAGAGACAAAAAUUGUCUCUAUUUUUGAUUUUUUUGAAGCCGCGAAAACAAAAACGUUACUAAAUGACCCCUACGUUUUUUGUGUAACAAAACAAUUCUUUUCAGACCCCAAAGACUCUUAGUCCAGCUGUCAUGUUUGCUUUCCCAAUGGCUGCUUCUCAUCUUCCCUCUCAUUCUACUCCUUUCUCAAAAUCACUGAAACACCCUUCAAACCCAUUUGUCUGUAUUUGUUCGCUCCUUUCUCAAAAUCAUGGCAUGCUCAUCAAACCCAGCCCAAGAACAAUAAACCUCAGGGCUAUACUGUACCAAAACCCUACAAAAACCUCAACUUCAGACGCACAAAUCCAGAACUUUCAGCAUUGUUUCACCAAAUCUGAAGAUGGGUAUUUGUGCUGUGAAGGCCUUAAGGUUCAAGAUGUCAUGAAAAUUGUUGAAAGAAGUCCAUUUUAUCUGUACAGUAAGUCUCAAAUCACAAGAAACUUUGAGGCUUAUGGAGAGGCUUUGGAGGGCUUGAAUUCGAUAAUCGCGUAUGCGAUUAAAGCUAAUAAUAAUCUCAAGAUUUUAGAGCAUUUGAGGAAGUUGGGUUGUGGCGCUGUGUUGGUCAGUGGUAACGAGCUUAAAUUGGCCCUUUGUGCCGGGUUCAAUCCCACCAGUGAAUUUGAUUUGGAUAAUAUUGUAGCUGCUGCAAGGAUUGCUGGGAAGAAGGUUAAUGCACUUCUUCGUAUCAAUCCAGAUGUGGAUCCUCAG
Messenger RNA from Ilex paraguariensis (yerba mate), 1033 nucleotides. The record is from the annotation of a GenBank genome assembly. Lineage: Eukaryota; Viridiplantae; Streptophyta; Magnoliopsida; Aquifoliales; Aquifoliaceae.